This is a messenger RNA of Ceratosolen solmsi marchali, 3157 nucleotides long. RefSeq names its product forkhead box K (gene FoxK). Gene Ontology annotation, biological process: regulation of transcription by RNA polymerase II. NCBI's taxonomy places the organism in Eukaryota, Metazoa, Arthropoda, Insecta, Hymenoptera, Agaonidae. Bases 503 to 2182 code for a protein of 559 amino acids. The record is from RefSeq and is a predicted model, not a curated record. Gene Ontology annotation, molecular function: protein binding; DNA-binding transcription factor activity, RNA polymerase II-specific; RNA polymerase II cis-regulatory region sequence-specific DNA binding. The transcript is spliced from 7 exons.
GUUGAAACAGAAGGAAAGAAAAUUAAGGAAACAGCAAAGAAAAGAAGGAGACGUCACGUUACCUCGAGUAACACGGAUGGGCUCCAAUAAAAAAACAAAAAUAAUAAAAAAUACAAGAAUUAUAAUCAAAAAGAAAGGCGAGAAAUUUUCGUCUAAUUGUCGUGCACGAGAAUUAGGAGCUUAUGUUUAGGUGUCCUGUGUCGAUGGAUCGUUCGAACAUUGCGCCAGCACGCGCUGCUCCUUGGCCUGUCACGUGGUAGCCACCCACGUUUUGCCGUGUUGAACUCGUGUGUGCGCGCUUUGUGGGUAAACAAGAAGGAGAAGGAGGAAGAGGCGCUCACUGGGAAAGUCUUUCGAGCGAUAGACGGAUUGAGGAAGGCAAAAGAGGUGGAGGAAGAGGCGCCUAGCCGCCCGUUCACGGCUAUUGUCGACAGCAUUUAUCGAGACAGCGAUCGAAGGUGUGCGAAUUUGUUUUCCAACUCGCACGUAUAUAUGAAUUGAGAUGUCAACAUACACAAGGACACAAGAGAGUGAUGCUUGGGCAUUGCUAGCCCUUAAGUCUACACCAGCUAGUCCAUCUAAGAUGCAGUGGAAUCUAGAGACAAAGGGGGCACCCAUCGCUCGAUUAGAAGGCAGAGAGUUUGAAUACAUGGUACGUCAAAGACGCAUCACCAUUGGCCGCAAUAGUAGCAAAGGAGAAGUCGAUGUUAACAUGGGACACUCAAGUUUUAUAUCGAGAAGGCACCUUGAAAUAUACUAUGGUCAUCCCUACUUUUUUAUGACAUGUAAUGGGAAAAAUGGAGUUUUUGUUGAUGGUGUUUUUCAACGAAAAGGUGCAGCUGCCUUUCAACUGCCAAAGACGUGCACAUUCAGAUUUCCAAGUACAAAUAUAAGGCUCGUGUUCCAAUCGCUAGUGGAUGAGCAAGAGCAGAGUAAUGUAAGGGUGGCUUCACCACCUAAGCAAAGAGCACCACUGCCGCCUUUGCGUAUAAAUAUUCCGGAUACCGGUUACAGUAGUCCUUUCCCGUCACCGACGGGAACGAUAAGUGCCGCAAACUCGUGUCCAGCGAGUCCACGUUCUGGACAAGGUAAAAGAAACAUAUCGGCAGAUUUACAAAUGGUCGCGGUUUAUGCAGCAGCAGUUGCCAAUGACCCACAAAACACAUCGAUAGAAAGGCAUGAUGCGACACAAAGUACAAGUAGACAAAUGAGCCCAGAGCCAGGGACAGAACCUCGUUAUAGAAGCGGAGGUGGUGGAACUAGUGCAAAUGGCAAUGUUGCCGCGUCACAUUAUAGUCCUCCAAAAGAUGACUCAAAACCACCAUACUCCUAUGCUCAACUUAUCGUUCAAGCAAUAGCCUCAGCGCCUGAUAAGCAACUCACGUUAUCAGGAAUUUAUUCCUACAUAACGAAACAUUAUCCUUAUUAUAGAACGGCCGACAAAGGUUGGCAAAAUUCAAUUAGGCAUAAUCUAUCACUGAAUCGAUAUUUUAUUAAAGUACCGAGAAGUCAAGAGGAGCCUGGUAAAGGAUCAUUUUGGAGGAUAGAUCCUCAGUCAGAGGCAAAACUUAUCGAACAAGCAUUUAGACGACGAAGACAACGAGGUGUGCCUUGUUUUCGGGCCCCCUUUGGACUAUCGUCAAGAAGUGCACCAGCGUCUCCAUCCCAUGUCGGCAUCAGCGGCUUAAUAACUCCUGAAUGUCUCAGUAGAGAAGGAUCUCCUGGACCAGAGUCAUACCCAGAUAGUUCAGUACCUUCUCCAGCUGGUCAGUUAAAUAGUCAGUCAGCACCUGGUUCACCCGGUCAUCCGUAUGUGCCGCCCUCGCAUAAAUCACGCCUGAUGCAACAAAUUACAGUAGUAACCAAUGGUGUUAAUAGUGAUUCUAACAGAGAUGACAAGUAUUUGCUACCUGGAAAUGUAUGCGAAGACCAUGCUUUAUCUCCAGCUGGCCAGUAUAGUCCAGCUCCUGUUAUUGUACAAACAAGUUAUAAUUACAGUGGUAACUUUAUUGGACCUGACGUAGGCGUCGGUGUGAGCAAACGCACACACGAGGAACCAGAUAGUUCGCCGGGUUCACCAGCACCGUUGGCUAUCGUUGAGAGCCCUGAGCCACCAGAGCAGCAGCCACAACAGCAACACCAGACGAAGCGUCAGCGUGUGCAUGAGACCGACGAUCACUGAACACACUAUUGCGUAGCGCGCGCUAGCCACUUCAAAACUAUUACUUUUCUUUUGUAUGUAGGAUAACGCUGUCUUAUCGCAUUCACCUAAAUCGCCAAAUGUUCUCGUCCACACCUUCCUGUAAUUUGUGCUCGACAGACAUUCAUCGGUGCAUCAAUAUCAAUCGCUGCUUUGGGAGAUAGAGAGGAAGAUAGAAGGAUCUAUAUGAGUUUCGAGCGGCCCAGUGUCCGAAAAUAUAUAUUCGUUCGAUUCUUAGCUUUUCGUAGAACGGUCCGUUAUAAGCAUCACCAGUUGUGAUCUUUGAUGAACGUUACGGAAAGAUAAAGAGAAUUAUUGGUGAGACAUGAGACGAUGUAAGAGGAACAAAACGCAAAAAAGUUUAUAUUUAUUUGAAAGGGGCGGGGAAAUGAAUUUAUAGUUAGUUCUGUCGCUUAAGAAGCGUUCUUAUUCGAUUAAUUUUUACUUGACUUUGCCUACUGCUGCAAUGAAUUUCAAAUUUUUAUAGCAGCUAGACAAGAUAUGUUCCUCGGAUUCUAGAUAUAUAGUUUGUAAUAGAUUGGCCACCAAAGGGUUUAUGCCUUUUCUUUUUCACUUUUAAAUUAUUUUACGAUAUUAAAUCAGAGAUAAAAUUAUUUAAAAGCUAUACAUACUUUCCAUUAUAAUUUCAGAAAAUAAAAAAGAAAAAAAAAGAAAAGAAAUCUAUCGAAUUUUAAGACAUUUCUUAAAUUGGUAAGUUUCUGGAUUAACUUCCCGUCAGGAAUGUUAACAGUUAAUAUUCUCAUAAUGUGCCUGCCCGAACGAAAGAGCGAGAGAAUGCGUGAGAAGUGUAGGAUUGACUCGCUAUAUUUGUACCAAAAAGAGACAUUUCAUUCAAAUAUGUAACAUUUACUUGUUGGACAAUGACUAGUUGACAUGAGAUUUUCCUGGCCAAAGAGUUGCAAACCUAUUGUAUUCGAAGCCCUAGGAAGAAAUCGA